Messenger RNA from Peronospora matthiolae, 489 nucleotides. The record is from the annotation of a GenBank genome assembly. Lineage: Eukaryota; Oomycota; Peronosporomycetes; Peronosporales; Peronosporaceae.
AUGACCCGUAUACGUCUCCUGCUCGCGGCGUUCACUCUCGCACCAUACUGCUGCAGUUUUGGUAGAGCGUAUGGCAUCGUUCCGAUGACGAAGCUAGAGUCGGAUCAGAACAUUGAAGCGAUGGACGAUAGCAGUGUGAAUUUAUUCCUCAAGGACAGCAAGGAGCUCAAAGCGGAGUUGAAAGAUGAAGCGAGGGCAGUUACUGCGGGCGACACCUUCAAUUUCAAGAUACUGUUCGAGAAGAUUCCGUAUGCUGAACAGCUCAAGUAUUUCCUGAGCGGGAAGCCGCAGCCCGACAAAGUGAAGGGUGCGACAAAUACAGUGAAGGAUGCCACGGACGCAGCAAAGGCUGCAACGGCCGAGAUCCCGAAAGAGUACACGAAGCUAGAGGCCUGGAAAAUCAUAUUGAAAGGGAUGGUAAAGCCGCUGGUAAUCAUUGCAGCCAUGGCACUAGCUGGAGGGUAUAUCGCGUAUCUAGUGAAGGGGUAG